Molecule: messenger RNA, 1872 nt
Organism: Stegastes partitus (bicolor damselfish)
Lineage: Eukaryota; Metazoa; Chordata; Actinopteri; Pomacentridae
Product: sodium-dependent neutral amino acid transporter B(0)AT1-like
Exons: 12
Coding region: 1-1872 (623 amino acids)
Biological process (GO): neutral amino acid transport; nitrogen compound transport; sodium ion transmembrane transport
Cellular component (GO): plasma membrane; apical plasma membrane; brush border membrane
Molecular function (GO): neutral L-amino acid transmembrane transporter activity
Source: RefSeq, a predicted model, not a curated record
AUGAAACUCUUACUUCCUAACCCAGGACUGGAACAGCGGAUCUUCAGCCAUGAAGAUCUGGAGAGGAUGGAGAAGGAGGAGGCUGAGGACAGACCCAAGUGGGACAACAAAGCCCAGUACAUACUAACAUGUGUGGGCUUCUGCAUUGGGAUUGGCAACGUGUGGCGAUUCCCCUACUUGUGUCAAAGUCAUGGAGGAGGUGCAUUUCUGAUCCCCUACCUGAUCCUGCUGGUGCUCGAAGGAAUGCCUCUCCUGCUGCUGGAGUUUGCCAUCGGCCAGCGCCUCAGGAAAGGCAGCGUGGGAGUUUGGAGGGCCAUCAACCCCUAUCUGACUGGUGUCGGUAUCGCCUCCAUGCUGGUGUCGUUACUGAUCGGACUGUACUACAACACCUUAAUAGCCUGGAUCAUGUGGUAUCUCUUCAACUCCUUUCAAAGCCCGCUGCCUUGGGCCCAGUGUCCUCUCAAUGAGAAUAGGACAGAAUUUGUAUCAGAGUGUCAACGCAGCUCCACCGUGGAUUAUUACUUCUACAAAGUGACCCUAAACAGUUCGACGUCUAUAGCUGAGUCUGGAGGACUCCAGUGGCCCAUCGUACUCUGUCUGUUAGCUGCCUGGACAAUCAUCUGUAUCAGCUACAUACGAGGGAUCAGUACUUCAGGAAAGGCAGUGUACGUCACAGCCAUCCUGCCUUACAUAGUGCUGGCUAUAUUCCUGAUCCGAGGACUGACCCUCAAAGGCUCCCUAAACGGGUUAAAGUUCCUCUUCACACCUGAUGUGGAGGAGCUGAUGAAUCCAACAACUUGGCUGGAUGCAGGUGCCCAGGUCUUCUAUGCCUUUAGCUUAGCAUGGGGAGGACUCAUCUCCUUCUCAAGCUACAACCCCGUUCACAACAACUGCAUGCAAGAUGCCGUGAUCCUGUCCGCUAUAACUGGCCUCACCUCCAUCUAUGCUGCCACUGUCACCUAUACCAUCAUUGGCUUCAGGGCUACUGAGAAAUAUGAAAAUUGUAUUAGUGAAAACAUCAUUACUUUAGUGAACUCAUUUAACCUUCCUGAGGACAGCAUCACUACAGACAACUACUACGACGCCUUUGAUCAUCUGAACAGCUCCUCUCCUGAUAUUAUUCUUGGACUGGAUAUCAAAACCUGUGACAUGCAGAAACUUCUCAGCGAGGGGGUGGAGGGAACUGGUCUGGCCUUCAUUGUUUUCACAGAGGCCAUCACCAAGAUGCCUGGUUCCCCCGUCUGGUCUGUCCUCUUCUUCAUCAUGCUUCUCUGCCUGGGACUCUCAACCCUGUUUGGCAACAUUGAGGGAGUGGUGGUCCCCUUGAAAGACUUGAAUCUGUUACCUAAAAAGUGGCCCCAAGAAGCAGUGACUGGAGUUACAUGUAUUAUCGCCUUCGUCAUUACCCUCCUGUUUGCGCAGCAGUCAGGAAUUUAUUGGGUAACUCUUUUUGACGACUUUGCUGGAUCUGUUCCACUGCUGACCAUCGGAUUGUUUGAGAUGAUAGCUGUUGUUUACAUCUACGGCAUAGACAGGUUUAACGACGACAUAAAGUUCAUGAUUGGACAUAAGCCCUCCAUCUUCUGGCAGGUUUCGUGGAGGUUCAUCAGUCCCGUCGUCAUUCUAGUUAUCUUAGUUUUCUACCUGGUAACUGAAGCCCAAAAAGAGCUCACCUAUUUGGUCUGGGACCCCGACUCGGAGAAGUUUCCAUCACUGGCAUCGGUACCUUACCCUUCAUGGGUCAACGCAGUCAUCUUUCUUUUGGCGGGCGUCCCCAGUCUGGCAGUACCUGUGUACGCCUUGUGCAGGCUGGUCAUUGUGACCUGCAAGAAAAAGAAAAAACACAGUGAAAAAUUGUACCAAAUAUCUUAA